ACAGCCAACAACACCAUCCAUCCUUUGGAGCAAGAGAGAGAGGCAGAGAAAGAAAGAGCAGAGCUUGAAGCAUGGCCAUGCCAAAUAAAUACGAAGAAGAAGAAGAAGCGGAGGAAAUUCAAAACUUCGCAAAGAGACUGAAAUGUAGCAGAUACGAGGAACCUCAAGAAGAAGAAGAAGAAGAAGAAGAGGAGGAGGAGGAGGAGGAGAGCGAGCUGGCGUUGAAGCUAGGGAUGGUAGUUUACCCAAUGAAACCCGCAUCGUUUGUGGUCUCAGAUGCUCUGGAGCCCGAUAAUCCUAUCAUUUAUGUCAACAAAGUCUUCGAGACCUUCACCGGCUAUUGCGCCCACGAGGUCCUUGGUCGGAACUGUCGAUUCCUACAGUAUAGGGACCCUCAUGCUCAAAGACGGCAUCCUCUGGUAGAUCCUGUUGUUGUUUCUGAGAUUAGAAGGUGUCUCGAGGAAGGCGUUGAGUUCCAAGGCGAGCUUCUUAAUUUCAGGAAGGAUGGAACUCCCUUGGUGAAUAGGCUAAGACUGAAACCUAUACAUGAUGAUAAUGGAACUGUUACACACAUCAUAGGCAUUCAAGUAUUUUCCGAAGCAAAAAUAGAUCUGAGCAGUGUAUCAUAUCCAGUUUAUAAAGAGACAUGCAAUCAGCGGUAUGAUCAAUCUGGUAAAUAUUCUCUCAUGAGUGGACAAACACCUUUCACCCAGUAUCAAGAAAUAUGUGGCAUUCUUCAGCUCUCCGAUGAAGUCUUGGCUCACAACAUCUUAUCACGCUUGACUCCCAGGGAUGUGGCAUCCAUUGGUUCUGUCUGCAGAAGAAUCCGUCAACUAACAAAAAAUGAGCAUGUAAGAAAGAUGGUAUGUCAAAAUGCAUGGGGAAGGGAAGUCACCGGUACAUUGGAAUUGAUGACUAAUAAGUUAGGGUGGGGGCGUCUGGCCAGGGAACUGACAACUCUUGAGGCUGUUUGUUGGAGGAAAUUUACAAUUGGAGGUGCCGUGGAGCCUUCACGAUGCAAUUUCAGUGCUUGUGCUGUAGGAAAUCGACUUGUUCUGUUUGGAGGGGAAGGAGUUGAUAUGCAGCCAAUGGAUGACACAUUUGUUCUCAAUCUUGAUGCUGCCGAUCCAGAGUGGCGUCGAGUAAGUGUGACUUGGUUGGUAGUUUUUGGAGGCUGUGGGCGGGAAGGAUUGCUCAAUGAUGUUUUCAUUCUUGACUUGGAUGCCAAGCAGCCAACAUGGAAAGAAAUUUUUGGUGGAACUCCCCCUCUUCCUAGAUCCUGGCAUAGCUCUUGCACAGUAGAAGGGUCUAAAUUAGUUGUGUCAGGUGGAUGCACAGAUGCUGGGGUACUUCUUAGUGACACAUACUUAUUGGAUCUCACAACAGACCACCCAACAUGGAAAGAGAUUCCAACUUCAUGGGCUCCUCCCUCUAGGUUGGGGCAUUCACUUUCAGUUUAUGGUCGAUCAAAGAUUCUCAUGUUUGGUGGACUUGCCAACAGUGGGCACUUGAGGUUACGAUCAGGUGAGACUUACACUAUUGAUUUGGAAGAUGAAAACCCUCAGUGGAGGCAACUGGAGUGUAAUGCGUUCACCAGCAUAGGCAGCCAGAGUGCUGUGGUUCCCCCUCCUAGACUUGAUCACGUUGCUGUCAGCAUGCCUUGUGGAAGGAUCAUUAUCUUCGGUGGUUCAAUCGCUGGGCUGCAUUCUCCUUCUCAGCUUUUCCUCUUGGAUCCUUCGGAAGAGAAACCAUCAUGGAGAAUUCUCAACGUUCCGGGGCAACCACCUAAAUUUGCUUGGGGUCAUAGCACUUGCGUGGUUGGCGGUACUAGGGUCCUGGUAUUGGGUGGGCACACAGGUGAGGAGUGGAUACUUAAUGACUUACAUGAGUUGUGCUUAGCAAGCCGGCAGGACUGAGACCUCUGAUAGACUUAUUUUGAGUCUGGUUGGCCGGCCAGCCAGGCAGCAGAGUUAGCAGAAUUACAUGAUUAUCUGCAGCAACCACUCUAGAAGAAAAUUUUGUUUCGUGAUCUGUGCAAGUUGAGUUUCUUCCUCGUAAGUUAUUGGCUUCAUUUUGCAUUGAAAUUGGGUGUUUUUGAAGUAUGUGUGCUGUUCCUGCUUAGAUUUGUACUGCAAUGUAUAAAGAUAACAUCAUGGUUUGUUACUUGGGCUGUACAUUUACGUUGUGAGCAUAGGAUGUGAAUGUGAGCCUCAUUAUUCUUUUUAUAAGGUUAUACGAAGUACUGGGUUUUACAAUUUUGGAUUGAUUCAUUCGUUGCAAAAGAUCAUUGAUGGAUUGAUUCAUGAGAUGGCCCUAUAUACGAUUCAGUCUUUGUUACCUUUGAUACUUCU
Molecule: messenger RNA, 2351 nt
Organism: Prunus mume (Japanese apricot)
Lineage: Eukaryota; Viridiplantae; Streptophyta; Magnoliopsida; Rosales; Rosaceae
Gene: FKF1
Product: flavin-binding, kelch repeat, f box 1
Biological process (GO): circadian rhythm; response to blue light
Cellular component (GO): SCF ubiquitin ligase complex; cytosol; nucleus
Molecular function (GO): protein binding
Source: RefSeq, a predicted model, not a curated record